Molecule: messenger RNA, 2116 nt
Organism: Penaeus vannamei (Pacific white shrimp)
Lineage: Eukaryota; Metazoa; Arthropoda; Malacostraca; Decapoda; Penaeidae
Product: NADH-cytochrome b5 reductase 3
Molecular function (GO): FAD binding; oxidoreductase activity
Source: RefSeq, a predicted model, not a curated record
UAUAUAUACCUUUUUUACACAACCCAUAAUUAAUAACUUAGAGCCCGCCGGCAUAAACUGUUCCUCCAUUGGCUUCUGUGACGCGGAGGAGCGAGGUCAUGGUGGACUGGAUUGACAAUCAGGUCACGGCGUAAUUGAAUUGGCAAAACAGCUUUUAUCAUAAGAACAUCAUAAUGGAUCACACAAAGGCUAUCCCCCUUCUGGUGGGUCUUGGGGUUGUGGUUGGAACAGCCAUUCUGACCAAGUUGUACUUGUCGAAGAAACGCGGUCCGCCUCGCACCCUCCAGGAUCCCACAGUCAAGUACCCCUUGGAGCUGAUUGAGCGGGAGGAAAUAUCCCACGACACGAGACGAUUUAGAUUUAAGCUCCCAACCCCUGACCAUAUUCUUGGUCUUCCCAUUGGUCAGCACAUCUACCUCUCAGCUAGAGUUGACGGGCAGCUGGUUGUGCGUCCAUACACUCCUGUUUCCAGCGAUGAAGACAAGGGCUACAUUGAUCUUGUUGUCAAGGUUUACUUCAAGAAUGUGCAUCCCAAAUUCCCGGAUGGCGGGAAGUUGAGCCAGUACCUCGAAGGGAUGAAGAUUGGUGAAACCAUUGACGUGCGUGGGCCAUCAGGUUUGCUCGAGUACCGUGGCCGAGGAGUCUUUGCCAUUAAGCCAGACAAAAAGUCUCCACCGAACCUCACGACCGCCAAGAAGGUCAGCAUGAUUGCCGGUGGAACAGGCAUUACUCCCAUGUUGCAGCUGGUGCGUCAGGUGGCAAGAGAUGAGGGAGACAAAACACAGUUGGCCUUGAUUUUUGCAAACCAGACAGAAGCAGACAUAUUGUUGCGUCAGGAACUAGAAGAGGUCCAGGCCCAACACCCAGACAAAUUUAAGUUGUGGUACACUGUCGACCGUCCAGAACCAGGCUGGAAGUAUAGCAGUGGCUUUGUCAGUGCCGAGAUGAUUUCAGAGCACUUGUUCCCACCGGGUGACGACACACUGGUACUCAUGUGUGGGCCUCCCCCUAUGAUCAAUUUUGCCUGCAUCCCAAAUCUGGACAAACUUGGAUACUCACCUAGCAUGAGGUUUGCCUAUUAGUAGCUGAAGAAGAAGGAUAAAAUAAUGGCAGGCAGUGAUUAGAAAACCUAGCACAGUUGUUAUAAAAAGAUGAAAAGAAUGAAAGGGGUGUUUCCUGUAGUCUUAAUAUCCUAAUCCAUUGUCACGUAGAGUCAAGUUAGGAUGUUGUUAUGUAGUGAAUGGUACGAGGAUUGCGGUCAAAGAGAGUUCUCCAAGCGCUAAGAAUAAUCCCUUUUAUUAAUUUAUUUGUCUCUUGCUUUGCCUUACAGGUUUUUGAUAAUAUGUUGCAAGUAUUACUAAAAAUAGGGCAAACACUGUGGCCAAUCCUCUCUUAGGUCAAGUCCCUCAACAGUAUUGGUCAAGUCCUUCCACAGUAUUGAGGGACUUAACCAUCCCUUUGACUGCAAUGCCUUGUUAGAGGCAACCAUGCAGCUCCAACUUGCAUUCCUGUCUUUCUCUGUUAUAUGGCAUUUGUAUCGUUAAGUUUUUAUUGCUAAUGUGUAUGACAUGUGAUAAUUUAAAAGAUUUAUUUUUUGUCAUCAUUUCCUUCUUAGUGUUUAAAAAGAAAGAGAUUUGCCUGUCACAAAGGUAGUUUUAUUUUAGAUAAAUUAUGGUGUACGGUGAACUAAAUUUUUGGAAGCAAUGAGCAUGUUAUUUAAAGCAUUUAAAUCACAUGUUAUCUUGUUUGAGAUGUAUGAAAUUAAAGUUUGUGUAAAUAUUUGUCUUUAUGAAUUAAUAGAACUUUGAAGGCAGUAAUGAACUAACCAGAAGAUUAUAACCUUGUUAGCUUUGGGUAGUUCACCUAUGGUGUUUACUGUGACUAGAGUUGGUAAGAAGGAAUUGCAGUGAGAUUGCAGGGUAAUAAAAAGUUCUCAUGGCAAAUAUGUUGUUUCAUUACAUGGCCUUGAAAAAGCAAUUUAUAUGAAGCCUGAGGGAGAACUUGUUGAUCUUUUUACGUAUGAAUUAGAAGAUUUGUUGAAGACAAAUUACCAAACUGUGAUGGGAAGGAAGAUAUUGAGUAUUGUUGUUUCUUGAAAUUAAAGUUGAGAUAGAGA